Pogonomyrmex barbatus (red harvester ant) is the source of this 1697-nucleotide messenger RNA. RefSeq names its product prohormone-2. The record is from RefSeq and is a predicted model, not a curated record. NCBI's taxonomy places the organism in Eukaryota, Metazoa, Arthropoda, Insecta, Hymenoptera, Formicidae.
GACGUGCCUGUUCUCCACUCGGCAGCCACCGCCGAAGGACCAUCGCGAGAGGGAGGCGAAGGGACGAGCCAGUCAAGAGCGAGCCAGGGAAAAUUUCUGCGUAUCGAAAGAUGACGUCUAACUGGGCGUGGUUGGUGCUGCUGCUGUUCUCGUUGGUCUCGAUAGGCAUGUGCCUGCCUACGAACCUGAUGGAGGACGCCAAGAAGACGGACCAGGCUGUAAAGCCGAAAUCAAAACGAGCGCAGGAGACGUUGAUGUUUGGCAAUCAGCAGAAUCGGCAGGCCAACGCUGCCGCUGCCGCCGCCACCGCCGCCGGUGGUGAAUCUUUCACGUCAAAUGCGGAAAAACGAACCCUCGCCGCCUCGGGGCUGGGAGGCUUAAAAGCGGCUCUCGCCGAGGACGAUAAACCAUCCCCGGCCAAGCCACCCAGCAACUCCAUGUACGAACACGAACCGUACUCGCCGUACGACAAGAAUUACGAUUAUGGUAAGGUCAUCGUGAACGAGGUCGACGAGGACGUACCGCGCGUGUGGGACACGAUGUAUUCGCAAUAUUACGCGGGCGAGGAUCGUCGCAAGAGAUCGGAAAAGUCCACCGCGAGUCCACGGUCGAGCACGACGCUGCAACCGCCGACGAGCUCGCUUCAAACAAAACGCCUCAUGCCUGUCCCGGUGCCGACUCCAAUCAAGAGGAGCGUCCCGUUCUACCAGGAACCGCGGUACAAGCGAGAAUUGUCUCUGGACCUCGAUCCUGAGGACGUGUACACCCUUUUGACACUGUGGGAAAACGAACGGCGUAACGGGAAUUGGCGCAAAUACGCUAAUGAGGAAUAUGAGAAUAUGAUAGACGAUAACGAUUUCCUCGACGAGGAUGAUCCUAGAAACGCUCUCCAGUGGUUGCCGCCGAUAUAUCCCUCACGGCAUUACGACACGUUGUCGCCCUCCGACAUCGGGAUCGUCCGGACCCACCCUCCCAGUUAUUACGAACAAUACGGAAACCAGUUGGAUCAGCAGUACGAGGGCGCCGCGCAAUACGGCAAUCACGUUAAUUCGCAGUACGACUUCGUUUAUCCCCAGCGUGCCGCGUAUUACCCCCAGAAGAGAUUCAUGGUGUCCAAGAAGCGGACGCAGAGCUACGAUCCGUACCCCAGCGCUCAGCUGCAAUUAAGCUCCCAACCACGAAGCUACCAGUACCCCCAUCGAAUGGUCUACUAAAUAAUCCGCGACAUUGGGGUUGUCCAGAGGCACGCGAGGAAAAGUGAAGUGUCUCUCGGGCGAGAAUUCCACUGGAAGAAAAAGACAUCGGCGACCGACGUUUCCGGAGGAGUCGACUCUCCCUCGGCGAACGACGCUCCCUCGCUGUCGCUCCUCUUUAGCUAUCCUCCCUUUCUCUCGCAGGAGGCGGAACGGGCAACAGGCGACGAUGCGGAUUCACUUCUAAGAAACACGGUGCUCACAAAGAGAAGCUUUCUUCGAGUUCGCAAGAGCCGCGCUGAAGAACCGCGCGGGACGUGAGGCACAGACCUUUCCCAAUUUGGACCAACUCGAUCUAAAUAUCUCGGAAUGCAUAAAAUUCACGUUUAGUCAUUUUAUCAGAAAUUUUACGAUGACAAAUUUAACGAGACAGUCUGCAAAACAUAUCAGAGUCCACGACUCAAUAUUCGGUACAAUUUCCUACGCUGUUCGAAAAAAAAAAAA